Lontra canadensis (Northern American river otter) is the source of this 14877-nucleotide messenger RNA. RefSeq names its product FAT atypical cadherin 3 (gene FAT3). Gene Ontology annotation, molecular function: calcium ion binding. The transcript is spliced from 29 exons. Gene Ontology annotation, biological process: homophilic cell-cell adhesion. The coding region runs from base 505 to 14343 and encodes 4612 amino acids. Gene Ontology annotation, cellular component: plasma membrane; cell-cell junction. NCBI's taxonomy places the organism in Eukaryota, Metazoa, Chordata, Mammalia, Carnivora, Mustelidae. The record is from RefSeq and is a predicted model, not a curated record.
UCGGCCCGGACGCCGAGGCUUCUCUCCCCCUCGCCCUUUUCGCUCGCAGUUUGGGAGGAGGAGACAGCGAGAGAAAAGCGAGAGGGGGCGACGAGAGAGGGGCUUGGCUGUGCGUCGGCGUCGGCUGUGAUGGGGAGCUGGGAGCAGCCAGGCGGCGAGCAGUAGCGGCGGCGGCGGCAGCACGGAGCAGACAUGAGAGCCAGGCGCUGCUCCCGGCAGGCUGCGCUGUGAUCUGGGCUGCGGAUUGGGAUCUCGCGCCCCGUCCCCCUCCUCCCGCUGCCGUUCUCCUCCUCCCGGCUUCCCCCGCUCUGCCUGCGAGCCUCCGAACGCCGAGCGCCUCUGCCCGCGGCUCCAGUCCGGCAGAGCGCGCGGCGUGCACUGCGGCGGCGGCGGCCGAGCGGCCAGCUAGUCCUGGGCUGGAGCGCUCGGAGAGGAAGACCACGGAGGCUGCGCCUGGUGGAGCCGUGGAUCGCCAGCGAAAGCAAGGGAUGGAGGUAUGAUGCGAUGGAUAUAACUAUGGGAUACUGUGUGGGUACAAGGCCUCCCCCUUCUUGCCUCAUCCUCCUGCUUCUCAAGCUUCUGGCCACAGUGUCCCAGGGGCUGCCAGAGACCGGGCCCCUGGGCUUCCACUUCACUCACCCUGUGUACAAUGCUACCGUGUGUGAGAACUCAGCCGCAAGGACCUACGUCCACAGCCAGGGUAGGAUGGGCAUCACCUUAAUAGAUCUGUCGUGGGAUGUCAAAUACAGAAUUGUAUCUGGAGAUGAGGAAGGCUUCUUCAAAGCAGAGGAAGUCAUCAUUGCAGACUUCUGUUUCCUCAGAAUAAGAACUAAAGGUGGCAAUUCGGCCAUAUUGAAUCGGGAGAUUCAGGACAAUUAUUUAUUGAUAGUCAAAGGUUCUGUCAGAGGAGAGGAUCUGGAAGCAUGGACCAAAGUGAACAUACAGGUUUUAGAUAUGAAUGACCUGCGACCCUUGUUUUCACCCACAACAUACUCUGUUACAAUAGCAGAAAGCACCCCUUUAAGGACUAGUGUUGCCCAGGUGACUGCCACAGACGCUGAUAUAGGCUCCAAUGGAGAAUUCUACUACUACUUUAAAAACAAAGUUGAUCUCUUUUCAGUCCACCCCACAAGUGGUGUCAUCUCUUUAAGUGGGCGGUUAAAUUAUGAUGAAAAGAAUAGGUACGAUCUGGAGAUUUUGGCUGUGGACCGGGGGAUGAAACUCUAUGGAAACAACGGAGUGAGCAGUACUGCGAAGCUUUAUGUUCACAUUGAACGUGUAAAUGAACACGCCCCAACUCUCCAUGUGGUCACUCAUGUUCCUUUCUCGCUGGACAAAGAGCCGACAUACGCGGUGGUGACAGUCGAUGACCUAGAUGAAGGGGCCAAUGGAGAAAUUGAGUCUGUUUCCAUUGUGGCUGGGGAUCCUUUAGAUCAGUUCUUCCUGGCUAAGGAAGGCAGGUGGAUGAAUGAAUACAAGAUUAAGGAGAGAAAGAAGGUCGACUGGGGGAGUUUUCCUUAUGGCUACAACCUCACUCUUCAAGCAAAAGAUAAGGGGUCCCCCCAGAAAUUUUCAGCAGCGAAGAUUGUCCACAUUGCCAAUCCCCAAAGAGACACUGUCCCAGUUAGAUUUGAAAAAGAAACGUAUGAUGUGAGCAUUAGUGAAUUCUCCCCUCCUGGUGUCGUGGUUGCCAUAGUAAAAUUAAGUCCCGAACCGCUCGAUGUGGAAUACAGAUUAUCUCCUGGUGAGGAUGCACAGUACUUCAAAAUUAAUCCUCGGUCUGGCCUGAUUGUCACAGCACAGCCACUGAAUACUGUUAAGAAGGAGGUGUAUAAGCUGGGAGUGACAAACAAGGAAGGAGAUUUAAAAGCACAAGUCACCGUUGGCAUAGAAGAUGCGAAUGACCACACCCCAGAAUUUCAGCAGGCACUGUACGAUGCUUUUGUGAAUGAAAGCGUCCCAGUGGGCACAAGUGUUCUGAUGGUUUCAGCUUCUGAUAAGGAUAAAGGAGAAAAUGGGUACAUCACCUAUAGUAUUGCCAGUCUGAAUUUGUUACCAUUUGCCAUUAACCAGUUUACAGGUGUUAUUAGCACAACUGAAGAAUUGGAUUUUGAAUCCUCCCCAGAGACUUACAGGUUCAUCGUAAGAGCCUCCGACUGGGGCUCGCCAUACCGCCAUGAAAGUGAAGUAAAUGUGACUAUUCGAAUAGGAAAUGUCAAUGACAACAGCCCUCUCUUUGAGAAAGUGGCUUGCCAGGGAGUUAUUUCCUACGACUUUCCAGUCGGGGGUCACAUCACAGCUGUCUCUGCAAUUGAUAUUGAUGAACUUGAACUUGUAAAGUACAAAAUCAUCUCUGGAAAUGAACUUGGUUUCUUUUAUUUAAACCCAGACUCCGGGGUUUUACAGCUUAAAAAGUCGCUGAUGAAUUCUGGCAUCAAAAAUGGUAAUUUUGCCCUUAGGAUUACAGCAACCGAUGGAGAGAAUUUUGCGGACCCCAUAUCUGUUAACAUUUCAGUCCUACAUGGGAAGGUGUCUUCAAAGAGCUUUAGUUGCAGAGAAACUCGCGUGGCUCAAAAGCUGGCAGAGAAACUGCUCAUUAAGGCAAAAGCAAAUGGGAAACUCAACCUGGAAGACGGAUUUCUUGACUUUUAUUCAGUUAAUAGGCAAGGACCACAUUUUGACAAGUCAUUUCCUUCUGAUGUGGCUGUGAAGGAGAAUCUGCCUGUUGGUGCCGACAUCCUGAAGAUUAAAGCCUAUGACGCUGACUCUGGCUUCAAUGGAAAGGUGCUAUUUACAAUAUCUGACGGGAACACGGACAGUUGCUUUAAUAUCGACAUGGAGACUGGGCAACUUAAAGUCCUUCUGCCAAUGGACCGAGAGCACACAGACCUCUAUCUCCUUAAUAUCACCAUCUAUGACUUAGGCAAUCCACAAAAAUCUUCAUGGAGGUUGCUGACCAUCAAUGUGGAGGAUGCAAAUGACAACAGCCCAAUUUUUCUCCAAGACAGUUACUCAGUUAACAUUCUUGAAAGUUCAAGUAUUGGAACUGAGAUAAUUCAAGUGGAAGCCAGAGACAAAGACUUGGGUUCUAAUGGGGAAGUAACUUACUCAGUGUUGACAGAUACACAGCAGUUUGCUAUCAACAGCUCAACUGGAAUUGUCUAUGUAGCCGACCAGUUGGACCGGGAAUCUAAAGCAAACUACUCUUUAAAAAUAGAAGCUCGAGACAGGGCAGAAAGUGGCCAGCAGCUGUUUUCCGUUGUCACCCUUAAGGUUUUUUUGGAUGAUGUCAAUGACUGUUCCCCGGCUUUCAUUCCCAGUAGCUAUAGUGUGAAGGUUCUGGAAGAUCUCCCUGUUGGCACUGUCAUUGCUUGGCUGGAGACCCAUGAUCCGGAUCUUGGGCUAGGGGGUCAAGUGCGCUAUUCUUUGGUCAAUGACUAUAAUGGGAGAUUUGAAAUAGAUAAAGCAAGUGGUGCCAUUCGCUUGAGCAAAGAGCUGGACUAUGAAAAGCAACAAUUCUAUAACCUCACCGUUCGGGCCAAAGACAAAGGGCGACCGGUCUCUCUGUCUUCUGUUUCCUUUGUUGAGGUGGAGGUGGUGGAUGUCAAUGAAAACCUCCACACUCCCUACUUCCCAGACUUUGCUGUCGUUGGAUCUGUAAAAGAAAACUCACGCAUUGGAACAAGUGUGCUGCAGGUGGCUGCCCAAGAUGACGACUCUGGGAGGGAUGGAGAGAUCCAGUACUCCAUCAGGGAUGGCAGUGGUCUCGGAAGGUUCAAUAUAGAUGACGAGAGUGGAGUCAUCUCUACUGCAGACAUUCUUGAUCGAGAGACAACGGGGUCCUACUGGCUGACCGUGUACGCCACAGACCGGGGCGUUGUUCCACUUUAUUCCACGAUUGAGGUCUACAUUGAAAUUGAAGAUGUGAAUGACAAUGCCCCCCUGACCUCGGAACCUAUUUAUUAUCCUGUUGUCAUGGAAAACUCGCCAAAGGAUGUAUCUGUCAUUCAGAUCCAGGCUGAGGAUCCAGACUCCAGUUCCAAUGAGAAACUGACAUACAGGAUUACAAGUGGGAAUCCCCAGAACUUCUUUGCCAUCAAUACCAAAACAGGUCUGAUUACAACAACUUCAAGGAAAUUGGAUCGAGAACAGCAGGCAGAACAUUUUCUGGAGGUGACUGUGACAGAUGGCGGUUCCUCUCCAAAACAGUCCACAAUUUGGGUGGUGGUUCAGGUUUUGGAUGAAAAUGACAAUAAACCCCAGUUCCCAGAGAAGGUCUACCAGAUCAAGCUGCCAGAACGUGACCGAAAAAAAAGGGGAGAACCCAUUUAUAGGGCUUUUGCAUUUGACAGAGAUGAAGGCCCCAAUGCAGAAAUCUCCUACAGUAUCGUGGAUGGGAAUGAUGAUGGAAAGUUUUUUAUUGACCCUAAAACUGGCAUGGUUUCUUCCAGAAAGCAGUUUACAGCAGGGAGUUAUGACAUCCUAACGAUAAAGGCAGUGGACAAUGGGCGCCCACAGAAAUCUUCCACGGCCCGCCUCCACAUUGAAUGGAUUAAGAAACCACCCCCUUCACCUAUACCGCUGACUUUUGACGAGCCGUUUUAUAACUUCACAGUCAUGGAAAGCGAUAGAGUCACCGAGAUUGUAGGGGUGGUGUCUGUGCAGCCCGCUAACACCCCUCUGUGGUUUGACAUAGUUGGUGGCAAGCAUGCUCGAGAGAUGUUCUAUAUUCUACAGACAGCUUGUGGGCAGAACUGUUCAACAGAAGGGGGGAAUUUUGACAGCUCUUUUGACGCAGAGAAGGGUGUUGGGACCAUUGUCAUUGCAAAACCUUUGGAUGCAGAACAGAGGUCCAUCUAUAAUAUGAGUGUGGAAGUCACCGAUGGGACAAAUGUUGCUGUCACUCAGGUAUUUAUCAAAGUGCUGGAUAAUAACGAUAAUGGACCAGAAUUCUCUCAGCCGAAUUACGAUGUCACAAUCUCUGAAGACGUGCUUCCAGAUACAGAGAUCUUGCAGAUUGAAGCCACAGAUAGAGACGAGAAGCACAAACUGAGCUACACUGUCCACAGUAGCAUCGACUCGGCCAGCAUGAGGAAAUUUCGGAUUGACCCUAGCACUGGCGUGCUCUACACUGCUGAGAGGCUGGACCACGAGGCCCAGGACAAGCAUAUCCUCAACAUCAUGGUCAGAGAUCAGGAGUUUCCUUAUCGAAGAAACUUGGCCCGAGUCAUUGUGAAUGUGGAAGAUGCUAAUGAUCACAGUCCCUAUUUCACCAGCCCACUGUAUGAAGCGUCUGUGUUUGAAUCGGCUGCUCUGGGAUCAGCUGUUCUGCAAGUGACCGCCCUGGACAAAGACAAAGGGGAAAAUGCAGAACUCAUAUAUACCAUAGAAGCAGGGAACACUGGGAACACAUUUAAGAUCGAACCAGUCCUGGGCAUCAUCACCGUUUCCAAAGAACCAGACAUGACAACAACGGGUCAGUUUGUCCUGUCGGUCAAAGUCACAGACCAGGGUUCCCCGCCAAUGUCUGCCACUGCAAUUGUGCGCAUUUCUGUUACCAUGUCUGAUAAUUCUCACCCCAAGUUCACUCACAAAGACUACCAAGCAGAAGUAAAUGAAAAUGUUGAUAUUGGAACAUCAGUCAUUCUAAUCGCUGCCAUCAGUCAAUCUACCCUCAUUUAUGAAGUCAAAGAUGGAAACGUUGAUGGGAUCUUUACCAUAAAUCCAUAUUCUGGAGUCAUCACCACCCGGAAGGCACUGGAUUACGAGCGUACUUCCUCCUACCAGCUCAUCGUUCAGGCCACUAACAUGGCAGGCAUGGCUUCCAAUGCCACAGUCAAUAUUCAGAUCGUUGAUGAAAAUGAUAAUGCCCCAGUUUUUCUCUUUUCUCAAUAUUCAGGCAGUCUGAGUGAAGCUGCCCCAGUCAAUAGCAUUGUCAGGAGCUCGGAUAAUAGCCCACUGGUGAUUCGAGCCACUGAUGCCGACAGCAACCGGAAUGCUCUGCUGGUGUAUCAGAUUGUGGAGUCCACGGCCAAGAAGUUCUUUACAGUGGACUCCAGUACAGGUGCAAUCAGAACAAUUGCCAACCUGGACCAUGAAACUAUUGCCCAUUUCCAUUUCCAUGUCCACGUGAGAGAUAGUGGCAGCCCCCAGCUGACGGCAGAGAGUCCUGUUGAAGUCAACAUAGAGGUAACGGAUGUGAAUGAUAACCCACCUGUUUUCACCCAGGCUGUGUUUGAGACUGUCUUACUUCUACCCACCUACGUUGGAGUGGAGGUUCUGAAAGUUAGUGCCACGGAUCCUGACUCCGAGGUGCCCCCGGAACUGACAUAUAGCCUAAUGGAAGGUAGCUUUGAUCAUUUCUUGAUUGACUCAAAUAGUGGAGUGCUCACCAUAAAAAACAACAGCCUCUCCAAAGAUCACUACAUGUUGAUAGCUAAAGUGUCCGAUGGAAAGUUCUACAGUACAUCCAUGGUCACCAUCCUGGUUAAAGAAGCCAUGGAUAGCGGCCUCCACUUUACACAAAGCUUUUACUCGACCUCAAUUUCAGAGAACAACACUAACAUAACCAAAGUUGCUAUUGUCAAUGCCAUUGGAAAUCGCCUUAAUGAGCCGUUAAAAUACAGCAUCUUAAACCCAGGAAAUAAGUUCAAGAUAAAAUCUACCUCAGGGGUCAUUCAGACCACUGGAGUCCCCUUUGACCGUGAAGAACAAGAGUUAUACGAGCUGGUGGUGGAAGCCAGCCGAGAGCUGGACCAUCUGCGUGUGGCUAGAGUGGUGGUCAGGGUUAACAUUGAAGACAUCAAUGACAAUUCUCCAGUCUUUGUGGGUCUCCCUUACUAUGCUGCUGUGCAAGUUGAUGCUGAGCCCGGGACUCUAAUUUACCAGGUGACAGCCAUUGACAAAGAUAAAGGUGCAAAUGGAGAAGUGACCUAUGUACUACAGGAUGACUAUGGCCACUUUGAGAUUAACCCUAAUUCAGGGAACGUUAUUUUAAAAGAAGCAUUCAACUCUGACUUGUCCAAUAUUGAGUAUGAAGUCACCAUCCUAGCCAAAGAUGGUGGAAAACCCUCUUUAUCCACCUCUGUAGAACUUCCCAUCACAAUUGUCAACAAAGCAAUGCCCGUGUUUGAUAAGCCCUUUUAUACAGCAUCGGUCAAUGAAGACAUUAGAAUGGAUACCCCCAUUCUAAGCAUCAAUGCCACCAGUCCAGAAGGCCAAGGUAUCAUAUACAUCAUUAUUGAUGGGGAUCUUUAUAAACAGUUUAACAUUGAUUUUGACACUGGGGUCCUGAAAGUGGUUAGCCCUUUGGAUUAUGAAAUCACCUCUGUUUACAAGUUGACAGUAAGAGCCAGUGAUGCUCUUACUGGUGCCAGGGCUGAAGUCACUGUUGACUUACUGGUUAAUGAUGUAAAUGACAACCCCCCUAUUUUCGAUCAACCCACAUACAAUACAACAUUAUCAGAAUCCUCUCUCAUUGGGACACCUGUUUUGCAAGUUGUCUCUACUGAUGCAGACUCAGAUAACAAUAAAUUGGUACAUUACCAGAUCGUCCAGGAUACUUACAACAGCACAGAUUAUUUUCACAUAGACAGCACAAGUGGCUUGAUCCUGACGGCGCGGAUGCUGGACCAUGAGUCAGUGCAACACUGCAUUUUGAAAGUCAGAGCCACAGAUAACGGCUUCCCAUCACUGAGCAGCGAGGUCUUGGUUCAUAUCUAUAUCUCAGACAUAAAUGACAACCCUCCCGUUUUUAAUCAGCUCAUUUAUGAAUCAUAUGUGAGUGAAUUAGCCCCUCGGGGCCAUUUUGUAACCUGCGUUCAAGCCUCUGAUGCAGACAGCUCUGAUUUUGACCGCUUGGAAUAUAGCAUUUUAUCUGGGAAUGACCGGACCAGCUUUCUCAUGGACAGCAAGAGUGGCAUCAUCACCCUGUCCAACCACCGGAAACAGCGGAUGGAGCCCCUGUACAGUCUCAAUGUGUCAGUCUCUGAUGGGUUGUUCACUAGCACUGCACAGGUGCACAUCAGGGUACUCGGGGCUAACCUGUACAGCCCUACCUUUUCCCAAAGCACCUACGUAGCUGAGGUGAGAGAGAAUGCAGCCGCUGGGACAAAGGUCAUUCACGUUCGAGCCACAGAUGGGGAUCCUGGGCCAUAUGGGCAGAUCAGCUAUGCCAUCAUCAAUGACUUUGCCAAGGAUCGAUUCCUCAUAGACAGCAAUGGACAAGUCAUCACAACAGAAAGGCUUGACCGGGAAAACCCUCUGGAGGGAGACAUUAGUAUUUUUUUGAGGGCCCUCGAUGGCGGAGGGAGGACAACCUUUUGCACCGUGAGAGUGAUCGUUGUGGAUGAGAAUGACAACGCUCCCCAGUUCACGACGUUGGAAUACAGAGCCAGUGUCAGGGCAGACGUUGGAAGAGGCCACUUGGUCACUCAAGUUCAAGCCAUGGAUCCAGAUGAUGGAGCAAAUUCAAGGAUUACUUAUUCUCUAUAUAGCGAGGCCUCGGUCUCAGUGGCUGACCUCCUAGAAAUCGAUCCUGACAAUGGCUGGAUGGUCACUAAGGGCAAUUUUAACCAGCUGAAAAGCACAGUGCUGUCAUUCUUUGUCAAAGCAGUAGACGGCGGCAUUCCAGUAAAGCACUCCCUUAUCCCUGUCUAUAUUCAUGUCCUGCCCCCUGAAAUGUCCUUGCCUUCUUUCACCCAGUCUCAGUAUUCUUUCACUGUUUCAGAAGAUACAGCCAUUGGGAGCACGGUGGACACCCUGAGGAUUUUGCCCAGUCAGAAUGUCAGGUUCAGCACAGUUAAUGGGGAACGGCCAGAAAAUAACAAAGGGGGUGUCUUCAUCAUAGAGCAGGAAACAGGCACGAUCAAGGUUGACAAACGCCUCGAUCAUGAAGUCAGCCCAGUAUUCCACUUUAAAGUAGCAGCCACCAUACCCCUGGACAAGGUAGACAUUGUGUUUACUGUGGAUGUAGAUAUCAAGGUACUGGACUUGAAUGACAACAAGCCAGUCUUUGAAACUUCCAGUUACGAGACGAUCAUAAUGGAAGGGAUGCCUGUGGGCACCAGACUCACACAGGUGAGAGCCAUCGACGCGGACUGGGGAGCCAACGGGCAGGUCACUUACUCCCUGCACUCGGAUUCCCAGCCUGAAAAGAUCAUGGAAGCCUUCAACAUUGACAGCAAUACAGGCUGGAUCAGUACCUUAAAGGACCUGGAUCACGAGACAGAUCCCACCUUCACCUUCUCUGUGGUGGCCUCUGACCUCGGAGAGGCCUUCUCUCUUUCGUCCACGGCUUUGGUCUCUGUCAGGGUGACGGAUAUAAAUGACAAUGCUCCAGUCUUUGCCCACGAGGUGUACCGAGGGAAUGUGAAGGAGAGUGACCCUCCUGGUGAGGUGGUAGCCGUCCUCAGCACUUGGGACAGAGACACUUCCGACAUUAAUCGCCAAGUGAGCUACCAUAUUACGGGAGGGAACCCCCGAGGAAGGUUUGCCCUGGGCCUGGUGCAGAGUGAAUGGAAGGUCUAUGUGAAGAGACCUUUAGACAGAGAAGAACAAGACAUUUACUUCCUCAAUAUCACUGCCACCGACGGGCUUUUUGUCACCCAGGCCAUGGUGGAAGUGACCGUCAGUGAUGUGAAUGACAACAGCCCAGUGUGUGAUCAGGUUGCAUAUACAGCAUUAUUUCCUGAAGACAUUCCGUCAAAUAAAAUUAUCCUGAAAGUCAGUGCCAAGGAUGCCGACAUUGGGUCCAAUGGAGAUAUACAAUACUCACUCUAUGGAUCUGGAAAUGAUGAAUUUUUUCUAGAUCCAGAAAGUGGUGAGUUAAAAACCUUGGCUCUCUUGGACCGGGAAAGGGUCCCCAUGUACAGCCUGAUUGCCAGGGCCACUGACGGAGGUGGUAGGUUCUGCCAGUCCGACAUCCACCUGAUCCUGGAGGACGUGAAUGAUAACCCACCUGUGUUUUCUUCCGACCACUACAAUGCCUGUGUCUAUGAGAACACAGCCACCAAGGCUCUGUUGACCAGAGUUCAAGCUAUGGAUCCUGACGUUGGCAUCAACAGGAAGGUGGUGUACUCCCUGGCUGACUCUGCCGACGGGUUCUUCUCCAUCGACAGCUCGUCUGGCAUCAUCAUCCUGGAGCAGCCACUGGACCGAGAGCAGCAGCCUUCCUACAAUAUCAGCGUCCAGGCCACCGACCAGAGCCCCGGCCAGGCUCUGUCCUCUCUUGCCACGGUCACCAUCACCGUCCUGGACAUUAACGACAACCCGCCUGUGUUCGAGAGGAGGGACUACCUGGUCAGCGUGCCUGAGGACACCUCCCCGGGCACCCAAGUGCUUGCUGUUUUUGCCACCAGCAAAGAUAUCGGCACGAAUGCUGAGAUUACAUAUCUCAUCCGGUCUGGGAAUGAGCAAGGGCGAUUUCGAAUCAACCCAAAGACAGGGGGUAUUUCUGUCUCUGAGGUCCUGGACUAUGAAUUAUGCAAAAAGUUUUUCCUGGUGGUGGAAGCCAAAGACGGGGGCACACCAGCUCUCAGUGCAGUGGCCACCGUCAGCAUCAACCUCACGGAUGUGAACGACAACCCUCCCAGGUUCAGCCAGAAUGUUUACAGUGCUGUCAUCAGUGAAGACGCCUUGGUCGGUGACUCUGUCAUUUUGCUAGUAGCAGAAGAUGCGGAUAGCCAGCCCAACGGACAGAUUCGUUUUUCUAUUGUGAACGGAGAUCGGGACAAUGAAUUUGCCGUGGAGCCUGUCUUAGGACUUGUAAAGGUUAAGAAGAAAUUAGACCGGGAACGGGUGUCUGGAUACUCCCUGCUUGUCCAGGCAGUAGACAGCGGCAUUCCUGCAAUGUCAUCCACAGCCACCGUCAACAUUGACAUUUCCGACGUGAACGAUAACAGCCCAGUCUUCACACCUGCUAACUAUACCGCUGUGAUCCAGGAAAAUAAGCCGGUAGGCACCAGCAUCUUGCAGCUGGUGGUGACAGACAGAGACUCCUUUCACAAUGGGCCUCCCUUCUCCUUCUCAAUUUUGUCGGGAAACGAAGAGGAGGAGUUCGUCUUGGACCCGCAUGGGAUCCUGCGGUCCGCCGUGGUCUUCCAGCACACGGGGUCUCCAGAGUACGUGCUGUGUGUCCAGGCAAAAGAUUCGGGCAAACCCCAGCAGGUCUCCCACUCCUACAUCCGCGUGCGGGUCAUCGAGGAAAGUAUCCACAAACCCACGGCCAUCCCGCUGGAGAUUUACAUCAUCACCAUGGAGGACGACUUUCCUGGUGGGGUCAUUGGGAAGAUCCAUGCCACGGACCAAGACAUGUAUGACGUGCUCACGUUUGCCCUGAAAUCGGAGCAGAAGAGCUUGUUCAAAGUGAACAGUCACGACGGGAAGAUCAUCGCCCUGGGGGGCCUGGACAGCGGCAAGUACGUGCUGAACGUGUCCGUGAGCGACGGCCGCUUCCAGGUGCCCAUCGACGUGGUCGUGCACGUGGAGCAGCUGGUGCAUGAGAUGCUGCAGAACACCGUCACCAUCCGCUUUGAGAACGUGUCCCCCGAGGACUUCGUGGGGCUGCACAUGCACGGCUUCCGCCGUACCCUGCGCAACGCCGUCCUCACGCAGAAGCAGGACAGUCUGCGCAUCAUCAGCAUCCAGCCUGUGGCGGGGACCACCCAGCUGGACAUGCUCUUCGCCGUGGAGAUGCACAGCAGUGAGUUCUACAAGCCAGCCUACCUGAUCCAGAAGCUGUCCAACGCCCGUCGGCACCUGGAGAACGUCAUGCGCAUCUCGGCCAUCCUGGAGAAAAACUGCUCGGGGCUGGACUGUCAGGAGCAGCACUGCGAACAGGGCCUGUCCCUGGAUUCCCACGCACUCAUGACCUAUAGCACGGCGCGCAUCAGCUUCGUGUGCCCACGUUUCUAUAGAAAUGUGCGCUGCACCUGUAACGGAGGACUGUGCCCGGGGUCCAACGAUCCUUGCAUGGAGAAGCCAUGUCCGGGGGACAUGCAGUGUGUUGGUUACGAAGCCAGCAGGAGACCGUACCUCUGCCAGUGUCCACCAGGGAAGCUCGGAGAGUGCUCAGGGCACACUUCUCUCAGCUUUGCUGGAAACAGUUACAUCAAAUACCGGCUGUCUGAAAAUAGCAAAGAAGAGGACUUCCGGCUCGCUCUGCGUCUGCGCACCCUGCAAAGCAACGGGAUUAUAAUGUACACCAGAGCAAAUCCCUGCAUAAUUCUGAAGAUCGUGGACGGCAAGCUGUGGUUCCAGCUGGACUGCGGCAAUGGCCCUGGGAUCCUGGGCAUCUCCGGCAGGGCGGUCAAUGAUGGGAGCUGGCACUCCGUCUUCCUGGAGCUCAACCGCAAUUUCACAAGCCUGUCCCUGGACGACAGCUAUGUGGAGCGGCGCAGGGCACCCCUCUACUUCCAGACGCUGAGCACGGAAAGCACCAUCUACUUCGGGGCGCUGGUGCAGGCGGAUAACAUCCGCAGCCUGACGGACGCGCGGGUCACGCAGGUGCUGAGCGGCUUCCAGGGCUGCCUGGACUCGGUGGUGCUGAACAACAACGAGCUUCCGCUACAGAACAAGCGCAGCAGCUUCGCGGAGGUGGUGGGCCUGACCGAGCUGAAGCUGGGCUGCGUGCUCUACCCCGAUGCCUGUGAGCGCAGCCCGUGCCAGCAUGGGGGCAGCUGCGCCGGCCUGCCCUCCGGAGGCUAUCAGUGUACCUGUCUCUCACAGUUCACCGGAAGAAACUGUGAGUCGGAGAUCACAGCUUGCUUCCCAAACCCCUGCCAGAACGGAGGCUCCUGCGACCCCAUAGGGAACACUUUCAUCUGCAAUUGCAAAGCUGGGCUCACUGGAGUCACGUGCGAGGAGGACGUCAACGAGUGCGAGCGGGAGGAGUGUGAGAACGGGGGCUCCUGCGUCAACGUGUUCGGCUCCUUCGUAUGCAACUGCACGCCAGGCUACGUGGGCCAGUACUGCGGGCUGCGGCCCGUGGUCGUGCCCAACAUCCAGGCCGGCCACUCGUACGUGGGCAAGGAGGAGCUCAUCGGCAUCGCCGUGGUCCUCUUCGUCAUCUUCAUCCUGGUCAUCCUCUUCAUCGUCUUCCGCAAGAAGGUCUUCCGCAAGAACUACUCGCGCAACAACAUCACGCUGGUGCAGGACCCCGCCACGGCCGCCCUGCUCAACAAGAGCAACGGCAUCCCGUUCCGGAACCUGCGCGGCAGCGGGGACGGCCGCAACGUCUACCAGGAGGUGGGGCCCCCGCAGGUGCCCGUGCGCCCCAUGGCCUACACGCCGUGCUUCCAGAGCGACUCCAGGAGCAACCUGGAUAAGAUCGUGGACGGGCUGGGGGGCGAGCACCAGGAGAUGACCACGUUCCACCCGGAGUCCCCGCGCAUCCUGACGGCCAGGCGUGGUGUAGUCGUGUGCAGCGUGGCUCCCAACCUGCCUGCUGUGUCGCCCUGCCGCUCGGACUGCGAUUCCAUCCGGAAGAAUGGCUGGGACGCAGGAACCGACAACAAAGGGGUCGAUGAUCCCGGAGAAGUGACCUGCUUCGCAGGCAGCAAUAAAGGCAGCAACUCUGAGGUUCAGUCCCUGAGCUCCUUCCAGUCGGAUUCUGGCGACGACAAUGCGUCCAUUGUGACUGUCAUUCAGCUUGUCAACAAUGUAGUUGACACUAUAGAGAAUGAAGUGUCUAUCAUGGACCAAGGACAGAAGUACAACCGAGCCUAUCACUGGGACACCUCCGACUGGAUGCCCGGGGCCCGCCUGUCGGACAUAGAAGAAGUGCCCAACUAUGAGAACCAGGAGGGAGGGUCGGCCCAGCAAGGCAGCACGCGGGAGCUAGAGAGCGAUUACUACCUGGGCGGCUAUGACAUCGACAGCGAGUACCCUCCCCCGCACGAGGAGGAGUUCCUGAACCAGGACCAGCUGCCCCCGCCCCUGCCUGAGGACUUCGCAGACCAGUAUGAGGCCCUGCCGCCCUCCCAGCCUGUGUCACUGGCCAGCACACUGAGCCCCGACUGCAGGAGGAGGCCCCAGUUCCACCCCAGCCAGUACCUCCCUCCCCACCCAUUCCCGAACGACACGGAUUUGGCGGGCCCACCUGCCGCCUGUGAAUUUAGUACUUUUGCGGUGGGCGUGAACCAGGGCGCGGAGACGGCAGGCCCCGCCGACAGCGCGUCUCUAUCCUUGCACAAUUCCAGAGGCACCUCGUCCUCGGAUGUGUCGGCCGGCUGCGGCUUUGACGACUCCGAAGCCGCCGUGAGUGACUACGAAAGCGUGGGAGAGCUCAGCCUCGCCAGCCUGCACAUUCCCUUCCUCGAGACUCAGCACCAGACCCAAGUGUAGACAGCGUGCCUGCCCAGGGCCCUCGGCGCAGUCCGGGGCCAAACCGCGGGAAGGAGGUGGGGCUCGGGUCUGCACGGCCAGCAGCCGGACGGAAACAGGGACUUGCCCCCGGGGAACUUCUUCACGAGUCCCGUGGUCACGGGCAAGCUCCUGUCCAGCUGGGUGAAAAGAAAAGGCUCCGAGAGUUUCUUAGCGCGGACAGAUAGCCUUGCAGUAGGUACCUGCGUUCACGACCAAGCACGGGCACCGAGUUUCUACAGGGGGAAUAAACCACCUGCUGGGUUAUACAGCCCAUCUCAUAUGGCUUUGUGCAGUAUUGGGACCCGGGAAGGGUUACAGCAGCAGAGCGGGCAGUAUUAGUACUGGCAACGAGCAAAGACGCAUUGCUGCAUGUCAUUUUGAGCCAAUGGGGGGAGGGGAUGAAAACAGUAGUUAUGAUGGUUGGAAAAGUUAGUCUCUUAGGGGAAAGAAAAGAGAAACACAUAUUAUUAAAAAAAAAAAAAAAAAACACAAGAAAAUGGGCUGAAGCCUUUA